GUUUACGUUAAUACGUUUACGCUAAUACGAUCCCUAUCUCUUCCUUUCUGUAAUAUCUCUGGUGCGCUGGCUUUUAGCGGGGUUGAUGUACAGUAGCUAGCUAGCACAUUUAGCCACCUAACCGGAGGUACACAGAAGUGAAGUCGCCCGUCUUAACCGAUAAACCGACUGGUUUUGGGUAAGUAAAAUCUGAAUCGGUAGCUUGUUUUUCACUUUAUUGUCUGAGUAUUAUUGACGGUAUCUAGCUAGCUAAGUAGCUAACAUAAACUGUGCGAAUGGUUGCCCGGUACGGUAGUUAGCUGCUAACUAGCGUAGUUACAGCACACAAGCUAGCCUUGCCAGGAUUGUUGUGGAGGACAAAAACCUCGAACGGUACUUAGCGAGUAUAACGUUAGCUAGCUAAUUAGGAUACGUUGUUGCUGACCCAAACGAUAAAUAUGACCAACAAGGUGAAGCUAAUGUAUCUUUCAUAAGUAACUAGCUGGCUAGUUAGCCAGCUAACGUUACCAAGAGUCAUGGCUAUGAUUUGACGACAGUACCCACUUAGCUAGCCUUCUAACUAACUUAGUUAGCCAUCUAACUAACUGGGCUAACGUUAGCUAAGUUGGCUAACGUUAGUACCAGGCCUUCUUUCAACCACACAGAUCCAACUUACGACCUGUGGUGGGUAAUUUAGAGAUGGAUAUCAGUCAGCUGACAUAUGCAGCCACAAGUACAAAAAAGCCAACUGAACACGUGUGCUGUUAUCUUGUGUUGAGAAAUGGACAGGGUCUCACUCGUACUACUCUCUUAUUACAGUUCUGACUGUGUUUUUUGUUUUGUUCCAUGUUUAGGUGGGUGAUUUCCACAAGAUGUCGUUCCCUCCUCAUAUCAACCGACCCCUGUUGCCACCGGGCAUCCCCCCACCACAGUUUGCUGGUUUUCCUUCAGGUUAGUCAUCGCAUUCUAUAGGUCUGUCUGUAUGUAAAUUAUACAGCAACUUUGACUAGAUUGUGAAUAUGACUGAUUUGUAAGGAUAACUAAUACUCUGCAAACCUUUUAUUGAGAGAAAAACAUUAAUUUAAUCCAAAUACAUUUUGUAUACAUUAUCGGAUUGUCUCUAUUCCAGGUACCCCAAUGAUACCAGUCCACAUGGGUAUUAUGACCCAAACACCUGCGGUGUUGGUGCCCACCUCCAUGCCUGUGGUCAGUAAGCCCGCGGCCCCAAGGAAGGAGGCCGCCCCGGUGAAGGCCAAGGAGACGGACGAGAACAGCGGCCCAACCACCACUGUGUUUGUAGGGAACAUCUCAGAGAAGGCCUCAGACAUGUUGAUUCGACAGCUGCUGGCGGUGAGGAAGGGGAACUUGCAUGCAGAUGUAUUGGAAAGAGACAUUAAGCUUUAUUUAGGGUAUAGGCAGUGUCUUUAGUCACAGGUCAUGCUAGUAUAAUACAGCUCUGGAAUAGACAGUUAGUUUUGCUUCUGUUUUUAGCAUGUGUUGUUUCAGUUAGCCUUUAGGUUUGAUUAAUAAAAGCUGUUUCUCUAUUGGCCAAAAUGUUUUACUUCCUUUGUUUUCUUGGUUUUACCUGAUAAAAAUCAAUGUCCUUUAGUAGGUCCCUGUAGUAAAGCAAGUCAUUUUCACUCUUCAGAAAUGUGGCCUGGUCCUAAGCUGGAAGCGAGUCCAAGGAGCCUCUGGAAAACUUCAAGGUAAAAACAGAACAGGUACAACACUUCUAAAGUACUCUACCGCCAUGUAAGUCCAAUGUCAACCUCACCAAGGCAUGCUUUGCCAAUGUGAAGCAACUACUAUUUAGUGAAAAAAUGAGCAGGCUCCUGUUCAGUAGGCACUAAUCAGAAGAAAACAGACAAAAAAAGGAUGUGACUACAUGGACUUGUCUGAUAAGAAAAACUCAUGUACAUUUUCCAUUCCAUGCCCUAAUGAACACGACCCUGCUGAAGCUAUUCCUCAUUCCUGGUCGUGACUCAGAUGGCUGUGUAUUGAUAUAAACCCUCUAUGCCCAUUCUCUCCAGCUUUUGGGUUCUGUGAGUACAAGGAGCCCGAGUCGACGCUGCGGGCCCUGCGGCUGCUCCACGAGCUGCCGAUCGGGGCGAAAAAGCUGCUGGUGAAGGUGGACGCCAAGACCAAGGCCCAGCUGGACGAGUUCAAGGCCAAGAAGAAGAGCAGCACCAACGGCAAUGGGGUGGGUAAUAUAGUGGGGAAGGGGGACACAGCUGGAGGGAUGGGAGAGGGGAACGUUGAAUUACAAUUUAGGUUAUGGGAUAGUUUCUAGGACACCGCUUAGUCAAGGACUAGGCUUAAUCUAUUUUAAUGGAAUCUCUAUUGAACAUGCUUUUUAGUCCUGGACUAGGCUUCAUCUGUGUUAGGGAAACCGGUCCUAAAUUUUGAAUGAAAUUAAAACCACUUCAGCCUCCUGCCCCUAUGCUGGUCUGUCUGAGUGACAUCCAGUGGAGGCUAAGAUGGACCAAGCUCUAGUAAGCAGGGUUGGCUAAACGAAUGGGGAAUUCUGUGCCGAAAGGCCUGGAACAAAAUAGCCCCUUAUACUUCAAAUAAUUUUUCAGCAAGUGAGGCUGAAGAUGAGUUGACUUGGAUCUAAUACGAAGCUGCCUCUCACUCUCUUUUUCUUUCUGCUAGAAGGCAGAGGCAGAGGAUGGAAAAGUGGAGGAAGAGGAGGAGGUGAUUGAUGAGGAUGCCAAGAGGCGGGAUCAGGUCGUCAAGGGCGCCAUCGACGGUCUGAUCCGCGAGUAUGCCAGCGAGCUCAAUGCUGCCUCGAAUGACGAGUCCCCCCACCGCAGGAAGAAGAAAGAGAAGAAAGAAGAGGUAUGUGGAACUUCCUUCUCUCUUAUCGCACUUGACGUUUACCUGAUACGCAUUGGUUGUGGUAUGUAUUGUAUUUGGGCACAUUAUAUACUGUUGAAGUCGCAAGUUUCCAUACACUUAGGUUGGAGUCAUUAAAACUCGUUUUUCAACCACUCCACACAUUUCUUGUUAACAAACUAUGGUUUUGGCAAGUCGGUUAGGACAUCUACUUUGUGCAUGACACAAGUAAUUUUUCCAACAAUUGUUUACAGACAGAUUAUUUCACUUAUAAUUCACUGUAUCAUAAUUCCAGUGGGUCAGAAGUUUACAUACACUAAGUUGACUGUGCCUUUAAACAGCUUGGAAAAUUCCAGAAAAUGAUGUCGUGGCUUUAGAAGCUUCUGAUAGGCUAAUUGACAUAAUUUGAGUCAAUUGGAGGUGUACCUAUAAUAAUAAUAAUAUGCCAUUUAGCAGACGCUUUUAUCCAAAGUGACUUACAGUCAUGUGCGCAUACAUUUUUACGUAUGGGUGGUCCCGGGCAUCGAACCCACUACCCUGGCGUUACAAGCGCCAUGCUCUACAAAUUGAGCUACAGAGGACUUAUAUUUCAAGGCCUACCUUCAAACUCAGUACCUCUUUGCUUGACAUCAUGGGAAAAUCAAAAGAAAUCCCAAGACCUCAGAAAAAAAAUUGUAGACCUCCACAAGUCUGGUUCAUCCUUGGCAGCAAUUUCCAAAUGCCUGAAGGUACCACGUUCAUCUGUACAAACAAUAGUACGCAAGUAUAAACACCAUGGGACCACGCAGCCGUCAUACCACUCAGGAAGGAGACGCGUUCUGUCUCCUAGAGAUGAACGUACUUUGGUGCGAAAAGUACAAAUCAAUCCCAGAACAACAGCAAAGAACCUUGUGAAGAUGCUGGAGGAAACGGGUACAAAAGUAUCUAUCUCCAUAGUAAAACAAGUCCUAUAUCGACAUAACCUGAAAGGCCGCUCAGCAAGGAAGAAGCCACUGCUCCAAAACCGCCAUCAAAAAGCCAGACUACGGUUUGCAACUGCACAUGGGGACAAAGAUCGUACUUUUUGGAGAAAUGUCCUCUGGUCUGAUGAAACAAAAAUAGAACUGUUUGGCCAUAAUGACCAUUGUUAUGUUUGGAGGAAAAAGAGGGGUGGCUUGCAAGCCGAACAACACCAUCCCAACUGUGAAGCACGGGGGUGGCAGCAUCAUGCUGUGGGGGUGCUUUGCUGCAGGAGGGACUGGUGCACUUCACAAAAUAGAUGGCAUCAUGAGGAAGGAAAAUUAUGUGGAUAUAUUGAAGCAACAUCUCAAGACAUCAGUCAGGAAGUUAAAGGUUGGUCGCAAAUGGGUCUUCCAAAUAGACAAUGACCCCAAGCAUACUUCCAAAGUUGUGUCAAAAUGGCUUACAGACAACAACGUCAAGGUAUUGGAGUGGCCAUCACAAACCCCAGACCUCAAUCCUAUAGAACAUUUGUGGGCAGAACUGAAAAGGCGUGUGCGAGCAAGGAGGCCUACAAACCUGACUCAUUUACACCAGCUCUGUCAGGAGGAAUGGGCCAAAAUUCACCCAACUUAUUGUGGGAAGCUUGUGGAAGGCUACCCGACACAUUUGACCCAAGUUAAACAAUUUAAAGGCAAUGCUACCAAAUACUAAUUGAGUGUAUGUAAACUUCUGACCCACUGGGAAUGUGAUGAAAGAAAUAAAAGCUGAAAUAAUUUUCUCUACAAUUAUUCUGACAUUUCACAUUCUUAAAAUAAAGUGGUGAUCCUAACUGACCUAAGACAGGGAAGUUUUACAAGAUUAAAUGUCAGGAAUUGUGAAAAACUGAGUUUAAAUGUAUUUGGCUAAGGUGUAUGUAAACUUCUGACGUCAACUGUACAGUCAUGACAAAUUAUCGGCACCCUUGAUAAAGAUGAGCAAAAAAUACUGAAAAAAUUGGGAAAUUAUAUUUCAUACUAAGACAAUUAUCUAUUGUAUUUGCUGGUAUACAAAAGUCUGGGCAGGGAUAAUGUAUAGUCCUGAGGAGUAUACUACAUACAGUGGGGGGGAAAAAAGUAUUUAGUCAGCCACCAAUUGUGCAAGUUCUCCCACUUAAAAAUAUGAGAUUUUUUCUCUCCAGAAAAUCACAUUGUAGGAUUUUUAAUGAUUUAUUUGCAAAUUAUGGUGGAAAAUAAGUAUUUGGUCACCUACAAACAAGCAAGAUUUCUGGCUCUCACAGACCUGUAACUUCUUCUUUAAGAGGCUCCUCUGUCCUCCACUCGUUACCUGUAUUAAUGGCACCUGUUUGAACUUGUUAUCAGUAUAAAAGACACCUGUCCACAACCUCAAACAGUCACACUCCAAACUCCACUAUGGCCAAGACCAAAGAGCUGUCAAAGGACACCAGAAACAAAAUUGUAGACCUGCACCAGGCUGGGAAGACUGAAUCUGCAAUAGGUAAGCAGCUUGGUUUGAAGAAAUCAACUGUGGGAGCAAUUAUUAGGAAAUGGAAGACAUACAAGACCACUGAUAAUCUCCCUCGAUCUGGGGCUCCACGCAAGAUCUCACCCCGUGGGGUCAAAAUGAUCACAAGAACGGUGAGCAAAAAUCCCAGAACCACACGGUGGGACCUAGUGAAUGACCUGCAGAGAGCUGGGACCAAAGUAACAAAGCCUACCAUCAGUAACACACUACGCCGCCAGGGACUCAAAUCCUGCAGUGCCAGACGUGUCCCCCUGCUUAAGCCAGUACAUGUCCAGGCCCGUCUGAAGUUUGCUAGAGUGCAUUUGGAUGAUCCAGAAGAGGAUUGGGAGAAUGUCAUAUGGUCAGAUGAAACCAAAAUAUAACUUUUUGGUAAAAACUCAACUCGGCGUGUUUGGAGGACAAAGAAUGCUGAGUUGCAUCCAAAGAACACCAUACCUACUGUGAAGCAUGGGGGUGGAAACAUCAUGCUUUGGGGCUGUUUUUCUGCAAAGGGACCAGGACGACUGAUCCGUGUAAAGGAAAGAAUGAAUGGGGCCAUGUAUCGUGAGAUUUUCAGUGAAAACCUCCUUCCAUCAGCAAGGGCAUUGAAGAUGAAACGUGGCUGGGUCUUUCAGCAUGACAAUGAUCCCAAACACACCGCCCGGGCAAUGAAGGAGUGGCUUCGUAAGAAGCAUUUCAAGGUCCUGGAGUGGCCUAGCCAGUCUCCAGAUCUCAACCCCAUAGAAAAUCUUUGGAGGGAGUUGAAAGUCCGUGUUGCCCAGCGACAGCCCCAAAACAUCACUGCUCUUGAGGAGAUCUGCAUGGAGGAAUGGGCCAAAAUACCAGCAACCGUGUGUGAAAACCUUGUGAAGACUUACAGAAAACGUUUGACCUGUGUCAUUGCCAACAAAGGGUAUAUAACAAAGUAUUGAGAAACUUUUGUUAUUGACCAAAUACUUAUUUUCCACCAUAAUUUGCAAAUAAAUUCAUUAAAAAUCCUACAAUGUGAUUUUCUGGAUUUUUUUCCCUCAUUUUGUCUGUCAUAGUUGACGUGUGCCUAUGAUGAAAAUUACAGGCCUCUCUCAUAUUUUUAAGUGGGAGAACUUGCACAAUUGGUGGCUGACUAAAUACUUUUUUCCCCCACUGUACCUAGUUUGAGGAGUUAGUAAGGUAACUUUGGUCAAUGUGAGUUCAACUCGGGAUAACCGUUCAUACGUAAGUGGCUCACCUUUUAGCCAGGGACAUUUUCUAUGGCAACCAAUCCUUCAGAACUAACCUGCUCCGGGGCAGGUUAACUCCAUUUACCCUAAAUUAAAUGACUGAGCCGCGACUUGAGGACCAAUGAAAUCAGAUCCCCCCCCCCCCUCGCGAAGAGUCUGUCAUCAUCCCCUUAAUUUGAGGAAGACUACCGAUUUUAUCAUUCGUAUUAAUCAAAUAGUUUUUUGUGUCAGUCUGGUUCAAAGUUGACAGCAUGACUCUGAACACUGUCCUUUCUUCCUGCCUCCCAUUGUCACUUAGGAGGAUAUCAACGCAAUUGACGGAUUGGAGGAUGACAAGAGAGACCUGAUUUCUAGAGAGAUCAGUAAAUUCCGCGACACCCACAAGGUACAGUACCUUAUUAAUCUCUCUCACUCACAUUGCAGGUUUUGGAAAAGAAGCUGCACACACUACUAGUACACUCCUUUUGGUUUUCACACUUACUGGUAGUGGACACUUCUGCAAGGACCUGUUUAUAUAGUCUAUAUCAGGGAUGGGCAACUCUGAUGGGGGUGGGGGCCACAAUCUGAACUCAUCAUGAGGGGGCGCAGUUGCUCGUGGGUCUGCGUACCCAUAUCCAUACCCCCCCCACACACACACACAGCGUUUCUUUUUUUAGUGGCCCCCCUCUUGACAGCGGAGACAUCUUUUAGUUAAUUUUGUGCAAUUCUACACAUUUUGCCAUGGGGUGUAGAGAAAAUGUUGUAAUUUUAAAGCAAGUUUGCUGCAGUUCUACACCUUUUGCCAUAGGGCAGAGAAAAGAUUUUGCAAUUUUAUAGCCAGUUUCAUGCAAUUCUACUCAUUUUGCCAUGGGGCGAAGAGGAAAAUUAGUUGUUUUACAGAAAUUUCCUGCAAUUCUACACAUUUUGCCAUGGGGUGGAAAAAGGUUAGCAGUUUUUUAUGUUAUCUGACUAACAAAAUCAACGGGGGCCCCCGGCCGGUAAUUCGACCAUGAUAACAAGUUUAGAUAGCUGGCCGCUAAACUAACUUGGCAAUCUAAAACAUUUUAGUUGACAUGGGCUAAUUGACUGACUAUCAGUGACUGACAAAACAAGAGUAAAACUGCUGAUGCACAACCACAUUUCGAAAUUCAAAAGGCCCACGGGCCACCAGUUGCCCAUCCCUGGUCUAAAUUUAGGAUGGGAAAACAGUUUAAUUUUUACAUCAAAAUAUUGCAUACCUUGCUAAAAAAUCUCGAAUUGUGACAUAUCUGGAUUUUAAAAAUGUAAUUUCUAUGUUGGCUACAGUACCUGUUCCAAACCGAUUUUAAUUGUCAGAUUUGUAGCAUUGUCACCGUUUUCAAACCUAAUUUGACUCGUGUCGGCGGGACAUUUAUUUUGUAUAUAUUAGGAUAUUUAGGUGUGACAGUAUAGAUGGCUAGAUCCAUAACUCAUUCAUCACACACAAACAAAAUGCAUGGCGAUAAUGUAAAGUUACCUUAAAGCUAAUCUAUUCAUUAAACCCCACCAUUAUGAUAGAGAUCAUAUGGUGACUAAAGCAAGAUGAAUCUCAGAGCUUUGGAAAAAGUUGUCGAGGAUAGCAUGUAAGUAUGAGCUUUCCUUUAUUUUGUACAUAUACUGGGCGCUCCCCUCUCGAGGAUUCGCAUAGGGGCAACUGCACAGGCACUCUGGCAUACGGUGGUGUUUGAGGUUGUUGAACUUAAUGAGAACCUCUCAACAACACACAGCCAACCCUUUCCAUUAGAUACAUGUCAACAUAAUGUUGGUCUUGCUUUUAUGGGGACAGAAAACCACGCUGAUUCGAUUUCCAUCUAUUUAUCAUGUUGUCCGCAAGCCAGAGAGGCCAGUGAACCUGUGUGAGUCCUCUGUAAAAUAUGUUCAUUCUACAUAAUGUGUGUGUAAAAGUCAAGUCACUGAGACUCAGUCAAUAACCACUGCAGUGAUUUGGGCUGUAGAUUGUACUGUUAUAGCAGGGGGGGGGCGCCCCUCCACAGCACUCUGCGUUCUGAAGACUAGCCAGGUGAGUUCCUACCCACCCUGUGGAUGAGUGUGUGUUAGGGCUUUUCUCUAUCUCUCCUCGUCCUGUGUCCACCUGUCAGUCCCUCUAUCUCUCUCUCGCUCUCUCAUUUUCUUUGAUUGUCUCUUUCGGUCUGUCACUCUAGCCUUUCUCCCUUCUUUUCUGAACUUGUCUGUCUUUUUCUUCCUGAUUCUAAUUGCCAUUCACCCUCUUUAUCUUCAAUUUCAUGUGCCCAUUAUUUGUGUUCUGUUCAUAGUUCAUUAUCUACAGCGGUAGACUUGCAGUAAAGGAGGUACUAGUAAUACGUAAUGAGUUCUUGUCUCAAGCACACAUGGUAAGGCCUAUGGUUCAUAUAGGAGGGGAUAGUAGUGUACCUGCAGUUACUCUAUGCCCAAGCUGUCACCAGUAGAACGCAGAGCAAGGUAAGUUAAAGUAGGACGACUAACCAAUCAGAUCCCUUCCACCCAUAGUACCUGUGCUCUCUUUUCUCUAUUCCCCAUAUCUCCUUUUCUGCCUGUUGUUUUCCUUGCUUUUAGUCUUAAGCUGCACUAGACCCGUGGCUCUGUAGUUUGGGUCAGUCCAGGAGAACAACCAUCGGUUGUUCGUUAUGGCAUAAUGGACUGCUUUUGGCUGUCUGCCCUUGUGGGAAAGGCCCAUAGGUAACCUGUGGUCUCACUGUGUAUUUCACAAAAACCCAACACAAACUUGAGCCUCACAAUGCAUUCAGAAUGCAUGGUUUGUAAUAGUCUGUAAAUCAGUUAAGAGUACAUGGGGAGCCAUGAGUGUAGUGCUAGGAGGGAGUUGUCUCUUAGUGUGUGUCUGGGAAAGCGAGUCAUGGGAGAACUACUGAAGACUGAAGCAGGGGUAAGAGCCUCUACGAUUUAAUUUACCUGUCCAGAAAAUGUAUUGAAAAAAAUAUGUACCAGGAUGUUUCACAGCUUUCUGUUUUUGACAAUGUACCCCAUAGAAGUUAACGGUUGUUUUUGAUGAUUUGUUUGAGAGAAAGUGAGAGAACCUCUUGAUUCCCCCCCCCUGUGUAUCGUUUGACCUGCUUUUCCUCCCAGGCCUAACUUUUAUAGGCUUGUAGGGGCAGCGACGGGCUGAAAUCCGUAGUUCAACACCUGUAAGUCACCAACAACUAGUUUAACAAAAGGAUUGACGCCUUUUUUUUGUUUCUCUUGUAAUGAGGACACUGACUUUGGAGAGAAAAAGCGUUGUCUAUCAAGCAGCGCCUUUUUCUUGUUUUUGAAUGCCUGUGACGUUUGACAUGGCCAACAAGAUGUCUUCUUUGACCUCAAAGUGGUUUCCAGUGUCUUUAGUUGGCUUGUAAGUCACCCUGUAUGUGCUAAACAAUCAUUGUACUAUAUUGAUACUUUCAGGGGUCUGCAACUGGCGGCCCGCAGGCCAAAUUUUUAUUUGGCCCCCAAGGUUCUCAGUAAAAAACAAAAACAUGCUAUACAUGGACAAAGAAGUGCCGUGUCUCAUGAAACCUUGUUGUUAUUUUCCCAUAGAAACUCUUAGCCCUGCCAAGGAGUGCCUGUUGUGCCAAAAUGUCAGCCUUUAUCUAACUACUUCAUCCUUCGAUAACAGGAAUCUACAUUGUUACAGUAGUCCCCUCUGCCCCCAGAGCCUGGAAGCCACUUCUGUGCACUUAUAGAGAAGUGUGUGAGCCAGCCUCACUGUGCUCCUGUUCUGUUGCAUGGCUGUCCUCCCGGAGCCUCCAACUUAACAACCUCCUCUGUUCUCUUUGCAGAAACUGGAGGAGGAGAAGGACAAGAAGGAGAAGGAGCGUGCAGAGUUUGAGCGCGAGCGACGGGAGAGGGACAAGGAGAGGGAACGUGAGAGGGAGCGCCGGGACCGCGAGCGGGAGAAAGAGCGCGAAAAGGAGAGGGAGCGGGAGCGCGAGAGAGACCGCGAACGGGACAGAGGUGACCGAGACCGCGAUCGUGACCGCAACCGGACGAAAGAGAGAGAACGGGAGAGGGAGUGGGAAAGGGAGAGGAGCCGCGACAGGAGCAAGGACCGCAGCCAAUCCAGGUGUGUGUUUUUAAAUAAAGGAAUGAAUUGUGAAUGAAGGAAGGAAGGAAUGAUUGGGAGGUAAAUAACUAGGUUGGUGAUGUGAUUCACAGAGAGGUGAGUCGCGACAGAGACAAGGACAAGAAGCGUGACCAGGAGGAUGAGGAGGAGGUCUACGAGCGGAGAAGGCUGGAGAGGAAGCUCCGAGACAAGGAGGCAGCCUAUCAAGAGGUAGCUUCACGCACACACUUAGCAUUGCUUACAGUGGAUUGAGAAUGAUGUGUGUGUUGGCUGUGAAAUGUUGCUUAAUUCCUGUCUCAUGUCUGUCUGAAGCGUCUGAAAAACUGGGAGAUCCGCGAGAGGAAGAAGGCUCGAGACUACUCCAAGGAGUCUGAGCGGGAGGAAGAGCGCAGGAGAGAGAUGGUAGGAAGAAACACAAACCCUGUUUUCACCCACGCAUGGCAAUCCUGGGUUGUAUUUAGCAGGGAGAAAACCUUUUGAAACAGGGGGAGGUACUACCUUGAACUUGUCCAAUAGGAACGCCAAUUUUCAUUGUCCGUUGCAAAACAUUUUGCUACGCUGGGCCCCACUACUGAACAGGACUCAGGUUUACCACUGAGCCGGACGUGAAAUGAUGUCCUUUUGGUUUGAAGGGUCCUACCAUAGACAUAUUCGUAUGUGUUUACAUUCAUCAUUGUGUCCUACAGACUAAAGAAAGCAAAAGGCUGAAGGAGUUCCUAGAGGACUAUGAUGACGACAGAGAUGAUCCUAAGUACUACAGGUGACAACCAGCACUAAAUAAGCGGAGACAUUUAAUUAAUUUAUGAUGCUGAUCCGCUAGGUCUACAUACUACAGAAAAUAAAUCAGAAUAUAAUAUAUAAUGGAGGCCAUUUUAAUGUCGAUAAUGUAAACGGCCAAGGUGAUGGCGGCCUGAAACGUCAACAUUAUUACACCUUUUUGGCUUCGGCAUUUAGGAAGUGAAAUAAAAUAAACAACCCUACUUUAAAAAACACUAAGACAUGCAGUGGGUGUCAGGGCUAUUGUUAUAAAAGGUGUUAUUCCGUGUGCGACCCCUAGGGGCAGCGCACUGCAGAAGCGUCUGAGAGACCGGGAGAAGGAGACUGAGGUGGACGAGCGCGACAGGAAGAGAGAGAAGGAGGAGCUGGAGGAGAUCAGACAGAGACUGCUGGCCGAGGGACACCCAGACCCCGAGGCUGAGAUACGCAGGGUGAGAGAGAGAGAGAGAGUGUGUGUGUAUCUGACUGUGUGUGUGCCUGAAGGUCAUCUUCUCCUCAGAUCCCUUUGUCUAUAUGUCUGCGUUGUAAAUGGGUCUCUAUCCAUCUGGCUAUCUUGGCUACACAAUAACGUUAGGUGUGUGCGAGUGUAUCCACUUUCCUGAUUGUGUAAGCCCCUUGUCUCACACUGCUUCUCUUUACCGAUUGGUCCAGAUGGAAGAGGAGGCGGAGCGUUUGCGCCAGCCCCCGGUGAAGCCGGAGCCCGAUCCCGAGGAGGAGCGGGUGCACAAGGUCCCACGGGAGGACCGGGACCGCCGAGGAGACCGGGAUCGAGACCGAGGGGAGCGAGACCGAGGGGAUCGAGACCGGGAGAGAGAGAGGGGGGAUCGAGACCGGGAGAGGGAGAGGGGGGAUCGAGACCGGGAGAGAGAGAGGGGGGAUAGGGACCGGGAGAGAGAGAGGGGGGAUCGAGACCGGGAGAGAGCGAGAGGGGAUCGAGACCGGGAGAUGGAGAGAGGGGAUAGAGACAGGGGGGACCACCACGUACCCCACCAUCACCACCCCCACUCUGAUGAUAAUGAUGAUGUGGAAGAGGGGGAGGAGGAGUUUGAUGACGAUGACCAAUCGGGGUCCAAGCCCUGCCUGAAGCCCACGCUGCGGCCAAUCACGGCGGCCCCCUCUGUUUCGUCGGCCAGCGGGGGCGCCACCCCCAACACGCCUGGUGGCGGGGACGAGUCGCCCUGCGGCAUCAUCAUCCCCCACGAGAACUCGCCCCCUCACGAGACCCUGCCCCAGGAAGAGUUCCGCCCCAAGAUCGGCCUCAGUCUCAAACUGGGUGAGUUCUGUCGGUGGGACAUGAAGGACAAGCUAGGUCUAGAAUCAUCUGGAGAUAAUAUAAAGACAACUACUAUAAUGCUAACUAACUACCAGGAUACAUGAUCUGUUGUGUAGAUCCAAUUGAAGUGCCUCAAUCCCUAAUGAAGGGGAAAGAUCGGGACCAAAUAAAAUCAUGAAAUAAGACUGUGCCUAUCUUUACCAUUCAUUUUAGAUUGAGGCAUAUACAGUGGGGGAAAAAAGUAUUUAGUCAGCCACCAAUUGUGCAAGUUCUCCCACUUAAAAAGAUGAGAGAGGCCUGUAAUUUUCAUCAUAGGUACACGUCAACUAUGACAGACAAAUUGAGAGAAAAAAAUCCAGAAAAUCACAUUGUAGGAUUUUUAAUGAAUUUAUUUGCAAUUUAUGGUGGAAAAUAAGUAUUUGGUCACCUACAAACAAGCAAGAUUUCUGGCUCUCACAGACCUGUAACUUCUUCUUUAAGAGGCUCCUCUGUCCUCCACUCGUUACCUGUAUUAAUGGCACCUGUUUGAACUUGUUAUCAGUAUAAAAGACACCUGUCCACAACCUCAAACAGUCACACUCCAAACUCCACUUUGGCCAAGACCAAAGAGCUGUAAAAGGACACCAGAAACAAAACUGUAGACCUGCACCAGGCUGGGAAGACUGAAUCUGCAAUAGGUAAGCAGCUUGGUUUGAAGAAAUCAACUGUGGGAGCAAUUAUUAGGAAAUGGAAGACAUACAAGACCACUGAUAAUCUCCCUCGAUCUGGGGCUCCACGCAAGAUCUCACCCCAUGGGGUCAAAAUGAUCACAAGAACGGUGAGCAAAAAUCCAAGAACCACACGGGGGGACCUAGUGAAUGACCUGCAGAGAGCUGGGACCAAAGUAACAAAGCCUACCAUCAGUAACACACUAUGCCGCCAGGGGCUCAAAUCCUGCAGUGCCAGACGUGUCCCCCUGCUUAAGCCAGUACAUGUCCAGGCCCGUCUGAAGUUUGCUAGAGUGCAUUUGGAUAAUCCAGAAGAGGAUUGGGAGAAUGUCAUAUGGUCAGAUGAAACCAAAAUAUAACUUUUUGGUAAAAACUCAACUUGUCGUGUUUGGAGGACAAAGAAUGCUGAGUUGCAUCCAAAGAACACCAUACCUACUGUGAAGCAUGGGGGUGGAAACAUCAUGCUUUGGGGCUGUUUUUCUGCAAAGGGACCAGGACGACUGAUCCGUGUAAAGGAAAGAAUGAAUGGGGCCAUGUAACGUGAGAUUUUGAGUGAAAACCUCCUUCCAUCAGCAAGGGCAUUGAAGAUGAAACGUGGCUGGGUCUUUCAGCAUGACAAUGAUCCCAAACACACCGCCUGGGCAACGAAGGAGUGGCUUCGUAAGAAGCAUUUCAAGGUCCUGGAGUGGCCUAGCCAGUCUCCAGAUCUCAACCCCAUAGAAAAUCUUUGGAGGGAGUUGAAAGUCUGUGAUGCCCAGCGACAGCCCCAAAACAUCACUGCUCUAUAGGAGAUCUGCAUGGAGGAAUGGGACAAAAUACCAGCAACAGUGUGUGUGAACUUUGUGAAGACUUACAGAAAACGUUUGACCUGUGUCAUUGCCAACAAAGGGUAUAUAACAAAGUAUUGAGAAACUUUUGUUAUUGACCAAAUACUUAUUUUCCACCAUAAUUAGCAAAUAAAUUCAUAAAAAAUCCUACAAUGUGAUUUUCUGGAUUUCUUUUCCUCAUUUUGUCUGUCAUAGUUGACGUUUACCUAUGAUGAAAAUUACAGGCCUCUCUCAUCUUUUUAAGUGGGAGAACUUGCACAAUUGGUGGCUGACUAAAUACUUUUUUGCCCCACUGUAGCUGUAUCUGCACAACAGAUGUCUUGGGCUGUGGCCUGACAAACUUUAAUUUUGGGCGAGAACUGUCACUCAAACUGCUUUAAGAUAUCAAUGAAAUAGAACUGUCCUGUUUCAGACAUACUUGAAGCCUUUCUUCAUGGAGUAUAAUUUCUAAAUCUCUCUCUCCAGGAGCCACUAGCAGCCCCAGCCAGCCCAACGUGGCCAUCAAACGCAAGAAGCUCACUGUGGACAGUGUCUUUAACAAAUUCGACGACGAGGAGGCGGACGAGGCUCCCCGCAAGCGCAAGCUGGUGCCACUGGACUACGGCGAUGAGGACAAGAACCUCCAGAGUGUGGUGGACGGGGCCUCGGGCCUGGCAGCCAUCAAGGGCGCCAACACAGAGGAGAAGCGCAAGCACAUCAAGAGCCUGAUCGAGAAGAUCCCCACGGGCAAGACGGAGCUGUUCUCCUACCCGCUGGACUGGUCCGCCGUGGACUCGGUGAGGAUAGGAUGUGGCAGUACCCUGCAUUCGUCUGUUUCUGCUCUUUUGACAACUAAUUCUAUAAUGUGUUGGCAAGAGAGCAGAAACCGACUGGAAACCAGGGAGGAAGUAUGGUUGGUUUGAUAAUUCAAUGACAAACCAUGAACAUUUUGAUAAUGUGUAUCCCUACAAUACUGGUACAGACCUAUAUGAAUAAUCUCUGGUGCAGUGACUAAAGUAUGUCUGACUGUCCUUCCCAGACUCUGAUGGAUCGACGCAUACGCCCCUGGAUCAAUAAAAAGAUCAUUGAGUACAUUGGAGAAGAGGAGGCUACGCUAGUCGAUUUUGUCUGCUCAAAGGUGUGUAAGUGUGAUUGCGAUGCAAUUUACUGGGGAGCUGGGUGUUUUGGCAGAGUUUCAUUCUGAUUCCUUAAUUUUGACCUCUCCUCCCCCAGGUGAUGGCUCAUGGUACACCACAGGGUAUCUUGGAUGAUGUUGCCAUGGUGAGUAUCCCAAGAAAUAGACUGGAAACAUUCUCAGAAUGGUCUGUCCAGCUAAAACCUAUUUUUAACUGUAUUUGCUGAGAUUUUUUUUGUUGAGUUUAGGUUGAAGUAUUAAACAGGCCUUAAAACAGAGCCUUGGUGAACCCCUUUUGAUCUCCUGAUUUAAAGAAAAGUUGUUAAAAGCACUAAGUCAUUAAUCUAACUGCAAUAUGGUUUCUCUACACCAAGGUUCUGGAUGAAGAAGCAGAGGUCUUUAUCGUCAAGAUGUGGAGGUUGCUGAUCUACGAAACGGAAGCCAAGAAGAUUGGGCUGGUGAAAUAAGAAACCCAAGAAAGCACUGAACAAAUCCAACUUGUUCUAAUAGAGUAAUCUGACUUUAGUGUUAUCAGUCACCAAAAAGACUUCUCCAUUUGAGCAGCCUAAAAUCAAAGAAUGGGCUCAACCUAAUAAUACCCCAACAACAGCUUUCACACGUUGAGCUCCCGUUUUCUCAUUCUUCCAAUAGACUCUGGUACAUGUCUCUCUACUGCAGCUGCUGACUUUGUAUUGGUGUAUAGCCUACUUGUGUGUGUGUACUUGAAUGACUGACGAAGUGCUUAUUGAAGAUGCAUGAAAGCAACCACUUGGACAAUGGCCCUACUACAGUCUCUUGGCUUGAGUUGGAUGUCCCAAGGGUGACAGUGGAGCUAGAUAAGGGGUUAAUGGUUAAAGAAGAGAACAUAGAUACUAAGCCUUGGAAAGAAGUUCACUGAAAAGCAUCUCACCGCUGUUUCUCUAUAGUUUUGUGAUAUUAGUACUCAACCAUUCAACUUCUAUCAUUUAAAAAAAACUAAACAAUUGGACUGCUGUUUCUGUGGCAUCUGCUGAGUGAAACUUCUGUUUAUGAGAAGGGUAGACCUUUAAGUAGAUUAGAUUUGUCUUUGUAUUACAAACAAUACUUUCUAUAAAGUCUGCUAUUUGAGGAUGAUAGGCCAGCUAUUGAGCAUUUCUGAAUUGUGGUUGGUUGGUCUCGAUGCUGUAACACACAGGAACGGCACCACCUGGAAAGGUUAAUUUGGGAAGACAAGCUUAAAGGAUACUGAUUUGUGAAAACAUUGUCUCCAUUUUGUUUUUGUAUCUGUGGAAAUUUGUUUUGAAUAAAGAUUUUUUUUAUAA
This is a messenger RNA of Coregonus sp. 'balchen', 16526 nucleotides long. The record is from the annotation of a GenBank genome assembly. Lineage: Eukaryota; Metazoa; Chordata; Actinopteri; Salmoniformes; Salmonidae.